AAUUUGUGGAAAUCGAAUCGAGAGGUCGUACUACUAGCAUGUCCGGCUCAUUAGCUUGCAGUCAUUUCUCUGGGUUUGUCUCCCUCCCAAUUUAUUUCUGAAGAAUUCCUUGGUUUUCAAUUCCAUUAGAUUAGCUUCGUGUCUCGUCUAGAAGAUGCCCUUAGCCCAAGAUCCAUUCUACGUUGUGAAGGAAGAGAUUCAAGAAUCUAUUGAUAAGUUGCAAUCUGCUUUUCACCAAUGGCAAAGUGCUCCUUCUGGUGCUGGCGAGCGACUGAAUCUUUCAAAGGAACUGCUUGCCAGUUGUGAAAGCAUUGAGUGGCAGGUAGAUGAAUUGGAGAAAGCAAUUGCUGUGGCAGCUAGAGAUCCAUCUUGGUAUGGCAUUGAUGAACCAGAGCUUGAAAAUCGGAGAAGAUGGACCAGCAGUGCUCGGAGUAAGGUGGGCAAAGUAAAGGAAACGGUUGAGGCUGGAAAGGGAUCAAAUAUGGUGACCCGUGAUAAUGUGGAAAUGCAUCGAGAAUUGAUGAGGCUCCCCAAUUCCCAUCAAGUUGAUACAUCUAACCAGUAUGCUGCCCAUGAUAAUGACGAUUUCAUAUCAUCUGAAUCAGAUAGACAGCUGCUUCUAAUAAAGCAACAGGAUGAGGAGUUGGAUGAGCUUAGUGCCAGUGUACAAAGAAUUGGAGGUGUUGGGCUCACAAUACAUGAAGAACUCCUUGCACAGGAAAAGAUUGUGGAUGAACUGGGUGCUGAAAUGGACAGUACGUCAAAUCGUCUAGACUUUGUCCAGAAAAAAGUAGCGAUGGUGAUGAAGAAGGCUGGCGCGAAGGGCCAGAUCAUGAUGAUACUGGCUUUGGUGGCCCUGUUCAUUUUCCUUUUUAUUUUGGUAUUCUUCACCUAGUCAUCAAGUUGGGCCCAGUCUAUGCGGUCUUUAUACUUGGAAAGGAUCUCAGUUUUGUGGGGAUGCAUGACACUUGAGACGAUGGGAUAUUGUCUAUCUAUGUUUAUUAAAUGAUAGCCUUCUUGGAUUUUGAAAGGCAGUUUGCUGAAUUUGAUUGUGAAGAAAAUUAAAAGCAACAUACGUUUGGAGUCACCAUAUCUUUCAGACUGUUUGUUCUGUGUAAGUUGGAUUACAGCGAUCAUAUGCACUGAUUGUAUUCUUUAUUCUUAGCUAGUAUGCGCCGGUUGUUCCUCUGAAAUGCAGAUGUUGGAAAAUUGUUGCCGAAGUACAUAGCAUAUAUAGACAAGGAAGUUCAAGAGAAGCAGUACAAUUAAACAUAGGUUUUUGCUGAGCAAA
Molecule: messenger RNA, 1291 nt
Organism: Neltuma alba
Lineage: Eukaryota; Viridiplantae; Streptophyta; Magnoliopsida; Fabales; Fabaceae
Product: syntaxin-61-like
Exons: 7
Coding region: 155-895 (246 amino acids)
Biological process (GO): Golgi vesicle transport; intracellular protein transport
Cellular component (GO): membrane
Molecular function (GO): SNAP receptor activity
Source: RefSeq, a predicted model, not a curated record